Messenger RNA from Humulus lupulus (European hop), 919 nucleotides. RefSeq lists its product as uncharacterized. The coding region runs from base 95 to 919 and encodes 274 amino acids. Lineage: Eukaryota; Viridiplantae; Streptophyta; Magnoliopsida; Rosales; Cannabaceae. The transcript is spliced from 4 exons. The record is from RefSeq and is a predicted model, not a curated record.
GUCAUGCAUUUCUAUCCUAAGGCCUCGACCAAAUGAGCGAGACUUCUUUGAUGCCGUAUAUCAGAGGACAGAGGGGGAUGCUCCUAGGUAUGCGAUGCUGCAGAAUAUGAUCCAGCCUGAACCAGAGGAUGGAAGACCUUACGAUCCUGAGGCAGAGGCUGUUGCGGUGGCUGAGAUAGCCGUUGAGGCUGGCAUAUUUGUGGAGGAUGCCCCGACAGAGUCUGCUCCAGAUACUAGUACAGAACCUACUUCUGCUCCUGCUCCUGCUCCUGGGGCUUAUGAGGAGGUGUUGGGUGAGAUAGCCAGACUAUCAGGUGCAGUGGACGAUGUUAAGGCCACUCUAGGUAUCGUCCUUAAAAAUCAAGAAGUCAUAUUAGAGAAGCUGGCAACACUAGGUGGUAUACCUACUCCUGCACAUACUCAUGCACCCACUCCAACUGAUGAUGUAGAGUACGACAUUCUCCCCUCAUGUUACGAGCCUUCUGUUGGAGAAGCCACACCUUCUCAGCCAGUGCAGACGGUCUUAGGUAAGCGUACUAGACAGAGACCAGUAAGGUACGAGGACUAUACUCCAGCAGCCAAGAAACCAAAGUUCAAGGACCCAGUUACGAUCCUUCCUUUAAAGGUGUUGGAUCAAGAUAUGUUGACAACUUUUAACCGAUGGGUACUCGGUGAGAUUGAUAACAGCAGACCGAGGAAGUUGGAAUGUUGUGAUGGGACCCCUGUUUGGUUCUUGAAGUUGAAGGUGGCAAAAGAAUGGUUGGCAGAAACUCAUCUCGACGCUGCGAAUUAUCUUAUACGGAGACGUCUUUUUGAGUUGCCGAAGACGUACCCCGUGAAAGCCACCGUACUUGAUUCAUCAUUUGCACAAUAUAUUCCCGCCAGAUACGAGGAAUUCAAGAAAAAUGCCUUGGGGUGA